Molecule: messenger RNA, 1659 nt
Organism: Acaulospora morrowiae
Lineage: Eukaryota; Fungi; Glomeromycota; Glomeromycetes; Diversisporales; Acaulosporaceae
Source: the annotation of a GenBank genome assembly
AUGGCGGCAUCUACCGACACAGAUCGAUCUAUCAUUCCAUCACUUCCCUUGGAUUGCAUAGUUGAAAUCUUGGGGCACAUUCAAGAUGAUUCGAUGGCUACGACAUUGCUUUAUUCAUACCUUCAGACGAGUCGUCAGUGGGCGAAACUUGUUGUGCCAAUGCUUUGGAGGUGCCCCUUUAGACACAAUGUCAGCAGUAGAAAAUCUUCAUACAUCAUUCGAACAAUGGUAUCUUGCUUAGCAGACGAGGAGAAACGCCAAUGGGUCGAUCAUGGAUUCAUCAUACCAACGAAUCAACAAAAACCCUUAUUUAAUUAUCCAUCGUACAUUCGAACUUUGGAUACCAAUUCUUUGCAAGCGUCAGUUUCGCAGUGGUUAAAGAUAUUCCAUAAUAUUGUGGUACCACACGAAACGGACAAACUUGGUGUCGCAAUUAAUCUUAUCGGUCAAUUGAUCAUCGGCAAUUCUAGAGGAUUGGAAUCUCUCCGAUGGGAUCAUGAUUUUAAAUAUAAAAACAAAGUUGAAGAAUUUCGAAUCACACCGAUUUUGCCAAACAUAAGUUCCUACGCCGGAAUUGAAACAGCUUUGUCCAGUCUCACAAGGUUUGAAACCCAAUGCUGGGAUGGACUCGAUGAGAUUUCGGGAGACAUUUUGACAUCUGAUAUCAACAGUAUAUCUCGUUAUUCGCGUAAUAUUCAACAUAUAGAAAUUGAUGUUUAUUUGAGACUUUCCGAUUACAAACCACUUUGUCAAGCAUUUUCCAAGCUCAUCGAAGUUCAAGCAUCCCUUCGCACAAUUGGAUUAUCAGAAUGGUGGGAUCAUUCGCAAAUGACCUCGGUUUAUACAUCUAUUCAAAGUCAGGCACAUUCAUUAAAAUCUUUUCACACCAACAAUCUGCGAUAUGUUCGAAAACUAUUACCGGUGUUUAGCGCUUGCGUGAAUCUUGUGAAUUUGAGUAUCACCAACUUUUACGAGAUUGAAGAUGUUACAUCUCUUAUCGAAAAUAUCGCAUCUCUACCACCAAUCCAUGUCAAACAUCUCACAGCCAAUUAUAAAGUACAUUUCGAAUGUUAUCAACAACACUUUUCAUCUUUAGUUCAACUCUUGAUUCGUUUAUCAAACCAAAAGUUAAGGUCUUUAAGCCUAGGGUACAUCGACUCGAAGAUUAUUGAAACCAUUAAUCAAUCUUGCCCCAAAAUUUCUUUUCUUUCCUCACACCUCUACACGGAAGAUUUUCCACAUCUUUGUAAAAACCUUCAAGGCAUGACGUCAUUAGAACAACUGAUCUUGGUGAUUAAAUCGUGCACUUUUGAUGACAUGUUACAGUUGGCGUCAGCCUUACCAGUUAAUCUGAGACACCUGGGAAUUAGGAUUUCAACUGCGCCCAUUAUGAUAGGUACUUUGUUGAAAAACAUGGUAAUAUCAAUUGAGACAUUGGACAUAUAUGACAAGGUCGAUGUAGGAUUAGCGAAGAUUAUUGUCGAAUUUGCAGAGAAGAGUGGAGGAUUGCGAAAACUAGGAAUUAAGAAUAGGGAUACAAUGUACGAUGAGAAUAUAUUCACAGAGGAAAUUGGUGAGAGAGCGGAUAAAGUUAUUGGACUCAUUGGAGAACCAAGCGGCACGAUUUUGCGAGAUGGAACGAUUUUACAUCGGAGAUAA